AUGGAAAGGUUUUGGUCCAUCGAGGAAGACAACGCCUCUCCGUGCUAUUCCGUCGAAGAAGCCGCCUGCGAGGAACACUUCCGUCGUACGGUAACCCGCAACACCGAAGGUCGAUACAUAGUUCGACUGCCACUGAAGCAGGAUGUGUUGUCUAGUCUCGUCGACAACCGUCGUACCGCUCUACGUCGUUUUCACCAGCUAGAAGGUCGUCUAGUUCGCAAUCCCAACCUGCAUCAACAGUAUCGAGUCUUUGUCGAGGAAUAUCACGCGCUAGGACACAUGCAGCGCGUAACGGACUACGAAAAUCCUCCGACUCCAUGCUACCAUCUUCCGCAUCACGGUGUAGUGCGCGAAGAUAGCACGACGACCAAACUGAGGGUAGUUUUUGACGCGUCGUGCAAAACCCCCAACGGACCAUCGCUGAACGACGCGCUUCUGGUUGGACCAACCGUGCAAGAAGACCUGCGAUCAAUUAUAAUGCGAGCCCGAACACACCCAGUCAUGCUGAUCGCCGACAUCAAGCAGAUGUACCGCCAAGUCCUGGUAGACGAGCAGGACACUCCACUGCAGCGAAUUGUUUGGCGAGUUUCCCCCGACACUUCGAUGGAAACCUUUGAACUAAAGACCGUAACAUACGGCACAGCCAGCGCACCGUACCUUGCAACGAGAGUUCUCCAGAAACUAGCCGACGACGAACGCGACGAGUACCCCGAAGCAGCUGAAGUUCUACGCAAGGAUUUCUACGUCGACGAUCUGUUUUCUGGUGGACGCAACAUAGCAGAAACAACCGCCUUACGCAAGCAGCUCGACGCGCUGUUACUCAAGGGCGGUUUCGAACUCCGCAAAUGGGCAUCCAAUGAAGAAGCAGUACUGGAGGAUGUCCCAGCAGAAAAUCGUGCUGUACAAGGGUCGGUCGACCUGGACCGAGAUCCGUGCAUAAAAACGCUUGGACUGCACUGGGAACCGUCCACCGACCAGCUCCGCUACAAAAUUCAGCUUCCGACAUCGACGACAGACGCACCACUAACGAAACGCAUCGCACUAUCGUACAUCGCUCGUUUGUUUGAUCCGCUUGGACUUGUCGGACCUGUCGUAACAACCGCAAAAAUAUUCAUGCAGACUCUUUGGACCUUGAAGGACGACGACGGCAAGAUUUGGAGCUGGGACAACGAAUUACCAUCAGCCAUCAAGGAACGCUGGCACGAGUACCAAUCGCAACUCCAUCGGUUGAACGAUUUGCGCAUCGACCGUUGUAUUCUUCUUUCUAAUCCCGUAUCAGUUCAGCUGCAUUUCUUCUCCGACGCUUCGGAACACGCAUACGGCUCGUGUGUCUACGUCCGCUCUACAGACGCCUCUGGAGCAGUUAAAAUCUGCCUGCUGACCGCAAAAUCGAAGGUAGCACCCCUGAAAAAGCAAAGCAUUCCGCGACUCGAGCUCUGCGGUGCCCUUCUGUCUGCUGAACUCUACGAGAAGGUGACGUCAUCGCUUCAAAUCGCUCCAGAAACGUUCUUUUGGGUCGACUCGACUAUCGUGCUGAGUUGGCUAAAUUCUUCUCCGUCGACCUGGACAACGUUCGUGGCCAAUCGAGUCUCCAAGAUUCAGACCGCCACGCAAAACUGCUCUUGGAAUCACGUAGCAGGCCAGCAAAACCCAGCAGACCACAUUUCCAGAGGGAUACCGGCAGAAACCCUUCUCCAAUGUGAUCUCUGGUGGCAAGGAUCACAAUGGCUUCAGAACGACCAAAGCGACUGGCCCAUUCAACAACACUACAACAUUCAGCAUUCCGAAGUUCUCGUAGAAACACGAAAGGCACCGGCAGCAGUAGUUCCAGCUAACAUCGAACCAUCAUUCGUCGACGAAUUCGUCGAACAAUUCUCCGACUUCCAGCAUAUGGUCCGAGUAGCUGCUUACUGUCGACGAUUUCUUCAGAAUUGUCGAAAAACUUCUACAGCACGAGCGGAAUCAGCACAUCUCACAGUUGACGAGCAGAAGGACGCAGAAGCGACGAUCAUCAGACUCAUCCAACAACAAAGCUUCAGCAAUGAGUACAAGGCCCUCCAACAAGCGCAACCAGUAUCCCCGAAAUCUCGUAUCCGUUGGUUUCAUCCCUUUAUCGACUCAGAUCAGCUGAUUCGCAUUGGCGGCAGACUGGGGAAAGCCAAUCAGCAGUACGACAGUAAACACCAGAUUCUUCUUCCCGCUUCGCAUCAUUUCUCCAUCAUACUCGUUCGCUACUACCACGAGAAGCAUCUGCACGCAGCACCCCAACUUCUACUUAACCUACUUCGAUUACGGUACUGGAUCACCGGGGGCAGAAGUCUGGCCAAACGCACAGUUCACAAAUGUGUGAUUUGCGUUCGAGCUCGCCCCAAGCUGCUCGAGCAAUUCAUGGCUGAACUACCCGCAGCUCGAAUCACCGCAGCUCGACCAUUCUCAUCGACUGGUGUCGACUAUUGGGGACCGAUUUCGUUAAAACCACCCCAUCGAAGAGCUGCACCCAUCAAGGCCUACGUUGCAGUUUUCGUGUGCUUUGCAACGAAAGCUGUGCACCUUGAAUUGGUGGGUGACCUGAGCACUGCCAAAUUUAUUGAAGCGCUUCGCAGAUUCGUCUCUCGUCGCGGAUUGUGCGCCGAAAUCUACAGCGACAACGGACGCAACUUCGUAGGAGCAGCCAACGAACUGCGUCAAAUAUUGCGAAGCAAGGUUCAUCAGCAAACAAUCGCCCGCGACUGCGCCGACAAUGGAAUCCGUUGGCAUUUCAACCCCCCACGAGCAUCACAUUUUGGUGGCCUAUGGGAGGCCGCAAUAGCAUCCGCUCAAAAGCAUUUCGUUCGAGUACUUGGGACGCACACUCUACCCUACGACUCGAUGGAAACCCUGCUAGCGCAAAUCGAAUGCUGUCUCAACUCUCGUCCUCUCGUGCCACUGUCUGACGAAUCGACCGACUUAGAAGCGCUAACCCCAGGCCAUUUCCUCACUGGAGCCGCUUUGAAGGCUGUCCCGGACAUCGAUGUCACCGAGAUUCCCUUCAACCGACUUCGCCAGUGGCAGCAGACGCAAAAACUGUAUCAGCAGUUGUGGAAACGAUGGCAUUUGGAAUACCUGUCCACGCUACAAUCCCGUACGAAAUGGUGCGACCCUCCUGUGCAAAUAAAAAAGGACCAGUUGGCAGUCAUCAAAGACGAAAAUUCCCCGCCGAUGAGCUGGCCGACUGGAAGAAUCAUCGAGCUUCACCCCGGUGACGACGGAACAACGCGUGUCGUCACUCUUCAAACACCCAACGGCCGAUAUACUCGACCGGUAUCCAAAAUUUGUCUGCUGCCAGUCUCAACAGCAGCAGAAAACCAAUCACCACCCACCACAGCAUGA
Messenger RNA from Topomyia yanbarensis, 3369 nucleotides. RefSeq lists its product as uncharacterized. Gene Ontology annotation, molecular function: nucleic acid binding. The transcript has a single exon. Gene Ontology annotation, biological process: DNA integration. The coding region runs from base 1 to 3369 and encodes 1122 amino acids. The record is from RefSeq and is a predicted model, not a curated record. Lineage: Eukaryota; Metazoa; Arthropoda; Insecta; Diptera; Culicidae.